Messenger RNA from Paracoccidioides lutzii Pb01, 1185 nucleotides. RefSeq lists its product as hypothetical. Gene Ontology annotation, biological process: snoRNA localization; maturation of LSU-rRNA from tricistronic rRNA transcript (SSU-rRNA, 5.8S rRNA, LSU-rRNA); box C/D snoRNP assembly. The transcript has 3 exons. Gene Ontology annotation, cellular component: nucleus; pre-snoRNP complex. The record is from RefSeq and is a predicted model, not a curated record. Bases 1 to 1185 code for a protein of 394 amino acids.
AUGUCGGAGGUAAAAGAAUUGUCUCUCAGCGAGCUGUGCACCAUUUGUCGAACCAAUCCACCCAAAUAUAAAUGUCCUCGUUGCGCAACCCCAACCUGCUCCCUACCCUGCAGUAAGCGGCAUAAACUCUGGUCCCAAUGUUCCGGCGUGCGAGACCCGGCCGCAUACCUAAAACGUAGAGAAUUAGCAACGCCGGCGGCCUUUGAUAAGGAUUUUAACUUCAUCAGUGGCAUUGAGAGGUAUGUCGAGAGGGCGGAGAGGGAUGCGGAGAAUAGAGGGAUUGAACUGGUGAGGGAGGAUGGUGACAAUAACCAGCGUUGCAAAAAGCGGACAGAGCCCGUAAAAAAGGGGGAGGUGGCCUUAUUGAGGGGAGUUGAGAACGCUGGGGUAAAGGUGGUUAGGGCUCCGAAGGGAAUGUCAAGGGGGAAACAGAAUAUGUCUUAUUGGCAUAAAAAACACAAAUGCCUUAGCUGGACCAUCGAAUGGAUACUGGUGGAUGGCCACCAGAGUCAAAAAGCAUUGAAUAAAUGUCUCGAGUCCACAGCCGUCGCAGUAGCCUUCUCGCGGACGUCUCUGUCGAAACAGCAUGGGGAGGAAAUGAUUACAGCUUCACCAGCAAAGAAACGAAAAUUAGACUCAUAUAACGGACCAUCUCUUCCACUCUCUACGACAAACGUCACAAGAUCCUCUAUACCUAAAUCCCCGGACGAACCAUCAGACAGUCAAACACCGCACCUCCAUAUAUUAGCCCCGAUACCACAAGACCCAACACCAGAUCCGAAUACGGAUCCAAAGGAAUCUGCAAAUCUAGAAACAAACCGCGCCAUAUCCCCAUCAGACCGGACCGAUAUUACCAAUAUGGACAAUACUGCUAAUGACCACGAUUCAAAUCUCGUCUCAAAUCACCCGCCAGCCUUACCACAACAAAAACAGAACCAUUACUUCUACCUCCACCGCCCACAAUCCCGCUCUCGCGUGCCUGUCCUUAUCCCGCUCGCUACGGAAUCAGUCACGAUAUCAGACGUUCUACGAAGUCGGGUAGUGCUUGAGUUUCCCACUUUCUAUGUUCUUCCGUGGGCUCCUAAGGAACUACCCGAAGAUGGGUUUAUGCUAGAAGAGGUAUAUCUGAGGGAAAAUGAUGAUGGUGGGGAGGAGGAGCUUGGUGAGGGGAGGGGAAGGGAAUAA